AUGGGAAGUAGGGGGAGGGGGGCCCAACUCCGGGCGUGGAGUUGGAGGUAGCAGCCCCAGCGCCUGGAACGGGAUAUAGCGGUGAUUACAGCUCCGUGCCUGCCUCCCGUACUAGACAGGAAGACAAGCUCUUUGGGGCUACCAAAAGGAAGCAGCAAUGCCUGUUGUGUGGCCAACCCUUUUGGAUCUCAGCAGGGAUGAGUGCAAAAGGAUUCUUCGAAAAUUGGAAUUGGAGGCAUAUGCUGGAGUUAUCAGUGCACUUCGGGCACAGGGGGAUCUCACCAAGGAAAAGAAAGAUCUUCUUGGAGAACUCUCAAAAGUUCUUAGCAUCUCAACAGAACGCCACCGUGCUGAAGUUCGGAGAGCAGUAAACGAUGAACGGUUAACAACAAUUGCACAUAAAAUGAAUUUAUCCUUAUAUUUGGGUGAAAGACCAAGUUACAGUAUGUCUGGACCUAAUAGCUCUUCAGAAUGGUCCAUUGAAGGUCGUCGAUUGGUACCGCUGAUGCCCCGGCUGGUUCCCCAAACCGCCUUCACUGUAACAGCUAACGCUGUUGCCAAUGCAGCUGUGCAGCACAAUGCAUCUCUUCCAGUGCCUGCGGAAACAGGAAGCAAGGAAGUAGUGGUUUGCUAUUCCUACACAAGUACCACGUCAACCCCAACCUCUACCCCUGUUCCAAGUGGCAGCGUAGCAACGGUUAAGUCUCCAAGACCUGCCAGUCCUGCCUCCAAUGUAGUUGUCUUGCCAAGUGGAAGUACUGUUUAUGUCAAAAGUGUUAGCUGCUCAGAUGAAGAUGAAAAACCCAGAAAACGAAGGCGAACAAACUCGUCUAGCUCCUCCCCUGUUGUCCUAAAGGAAGUUCCAAAGGCCGUUGUUCCGGUCUCAAAGACGAUCACUGUGCCUGUGAGUGGCAGUCCCAAGAUGAGCAACAUCAUGCAGAGCAUUGCCAACUCCUUACCACCCCACAUGUCUCCUGUGAAAAUAACCUUCACCAAACCAUCAACACAGACGACAAACACAACAACACAGAAGGUUAUUAUAGUGACCACAUCACCAAGUUCAACCUUCGUGCCCAACAUUCUCUCCAAAUCCCAUAACUAUGCAGCAGUCACUAAGCUUGUACCAACAUCAGUCAUUGCUUCCACAACCCAGAAGCCACCAGUGGUUAUAACUGCUUCACAGUCCUCUCUGGUCAGUAGUAGCAGCAGUGGCAGCAGCAGUUCUACACCAUCACCUAUUCCUAAUACAGUUGCAGUAACAGCUGUGGUAUCUUCCACACCGUCUGUGGUCAUGUCAACAGUAGCACAAGGUGUAUCUACAUCAGCAAUCAAAAUGGCAUCAACCAGACUUCCUUCCCCCAAAAGCUUAGUGGGUGCCCCAACUCAGAUUCUUGCACAGUUUCCCAAACAGCAUCAGCAGUCUCCUAAGCAGCAGUUACAUCCAGUGCAGCAACAGACACAGCAACAGGUGGCCCAGCCUUCUGCAGUAUCUCAUCAGCAACAGCCCCAGCAGUCUCCUUUGCCACCUGGUAUCAAGCCUACCAUUCAAAUCAAGCAGGAGUCAGGUGUUAAAAUCAUCACACAACAAGUUCAACCAAGUAAAAUUUUACCCAAACCAGUAACAGCAACCCUGCCCACCAGUAGCAAUUCCCCUAUUAUGGUGGUUAGCAGUAAUGGUGCAAUUAUGACAACUAAACUGGUAACCACUCCUACUGGCACACAGGCAACCUAUACCCGGCCAACAGUGAGCCCAUCCAUAGGUCGGAUGGCUGCAACCCCUGGAGCUGCAACCUAUGUGAAAACUACCAGUGGUAGCAUCAUUACAGUAGUACCCAAAGCAUUAGCUACCUUGGGGGGCAAGAUAAUUAGCAGUAAUAUAGUUUCUGGAACGACUACCAAAAUCACUACAAUCCCAAUGACUUCCAAGCCCAAUGUGAUUGUUGUGCAAAAGACUACAGGAAAAGGAACGACCAUUCAAGGCCUCCCGGGCAAAAACGUUGUCACAACAUUGCUAAAUGCUGGAGGAGAAAAGACUAUUCAGACGGUGCCAGCAGGAGCAAAGCCAGCUAUUAUCACGGCUACAAGACCUAUCACCAAAAUGAUUGUAACUCAGCCAAAAGGAAUAGGUUCCACAGUACAACCAGCAGCUAAAAUCAUCCCAACAAAAAUUGUUUAUGGGCAGCAAGGGAAAACACAGGUUCUUAUUAAACCCAAACCAGUGACGUUUCAAGCCACAGUUGUUAGUGAGCAAACAAGGCAGCUGGUCACAGAAACAUUACAGCAAGCAUCCAGGGUGGCAGAGGCUGGUAAUUCAUCUAUUCAGGAGGGAAAAGAAGAACCACAGAGUUAUACAGAUAGUAGUUCCUCUUCCACAGAGUCCUCCCAAAGUUCCCAAGAUUCCCAGCCUGUAGUUCAUGUAAUUGCUUCCCGGCGUCAGGAUUGGUCAGAACAUGAGAUUGCAAUGGAGACUAGCCCCACCAUAAUUUAUCAGGAUGUAUCCAGUGAAUCACAAUCAGCUACUUCAACAAUCAAAGCUCUGUUAGAACUCCAACAGACAACAGUAAAGGAAAAAUUGGAAUCUAAACCAAGACAACCCACUAUUGACUUGAGUCAAAUGGCAGUACCUAUUCAGAUGACCCAGGAAAAGAGACAUUCUCCUGAGAGUCCAUCAAUUGCUGUGGUAGAGUCAGAACUAGUUGCUGAAUACAUCACUACUGAACGCACUGAUGAGGGGACAGAGGUUGCUUUUCCCCUUCUAGUCAGCCAUCGCUCCCAGCCCCAACAGCCCUCCCAGCCCCAGCGGACCCUGCUCCAGCAUGUGGCUCAGUCACAGACCGCAACACAGACUUCGGUGGUGGUGAAGUCCAUCCCGGCAUCUUCCCCUGGAGCAAUCACCCACAUUAUGCAGCAGGCGUUAAGCAGUCACACUGCUUUUACCAAACACAGCGAGGAACUUGGAACUGAGGAGGGCGAGGUUGAAGAGAUGGACACUUUAGACCCUCAGACAGGUCUGUUUUACCGAUCUGCCCUGACUCAGUCACAGUCAGCUAAACAGCAGAAACUUAGCCAGCCCCAGCUGGAACAGACUCAGCUGCAAGUGAAAACUCUGCAGUGCUUCCAGACUAAACAGAAGCAGACCAUCCACCUGCAGGCAGACCAGCUUCAGCACAAACUCCCGCAGAUGCCCCAGCUUUCCAUCAGGCAUCAAAAACUCACCCCUCUCCAGCAAGAACAAGCACAGCCCAAGCCAGAUGUACAGCACACACAGCAUCCCAUGGUGGCCAAAGACAGGCAACUUCCUACCUUAAUGGCACAGCCCCCGCAAACUGUAGUACAGGUGCUUGCAGUGAAAACCACGCAGCAGCUCCCUAAACUGCAGCAGGCUCCGAACCAACCAAAAAUCUACGUGCAACCCCAAACCCCCCAGAGCCAAAUGCCACUCCCAGCCUCGUCUGAGAAACAGCCGGCAAGCCAGGUGGAGCAGCCAAUUAUAACCCAAGGAUCCUCUGUUACAAAGAUAACUUUUGAGGGGCGCCAGCCUCCUACAGUUACAAAGAUAACUGGUGGCAGUUCUGUGCCUAAGCUGACAUCACCAGUUACAAGCAUAUCUCCCAUUCAGGCCUCUGAGAAGACAGCAAUGUCAGACAUUUUGAAAAUGUCUUUGAUGGAAGCUCAGAUUGAUACAAAUGUAGAGCAUAUGGUAGUGGAUCCCCCAAAGAAGGCUCUUGCCACUAGUAUGCUCGCUGGUGACGCAGGAUCAUUACCCUCCACCCACGUGGUGGUGGCAGGGAUGGCGAAUUCCACUCCCCAGCAACAGAAAUGUAGAGAGUCCUGUUCAAGUCCAUCUGCUGUUGGCCCUCCCUUAACGACAAGGAAAAUCGAUGCGCCAGGAGUGCCUACAACAGGCCAGUUCAUGCGUAUUCAGAAUAUAGGCCAAAAGAAAGCUGAAGAGAGCCCAGCAGAAAUUAUCAUCCAGGCCAUUCCCCAGUAUGCUAUUCCUUGUCACUCCAGCUCCAACGUGGUAGUAGAGCCCAGCGGGCUCCUUGAGCUGAACAACUUCACCAGUCAGCAGUUGGAUGACGAUGAGACGGCAAUGGAGCAGGACAUAGACAGUAGCACCGAGGAUGGAACUGAGCCCAGCCCCUCUCAGAGUUCUGCUGAACGGUCCUAGUGUUUUGGACACAGGAGUGCACUUUAAAACCUACUUGGUUACCAAGUGUCCAGGGAAGCCCUGUAUUUUGAUGUCUAAAGAGAGCACUUUGCCCAUGCUCAGGCUGCGGACCCUGAAACAGCAGUGUUUCAACAAGAAUUGCUGCUGGAGCAGCAUUUUAAAACAAGAUAAAACUCACAGGGGAAUGUACUUUUUUAAAAAGGAAAAAAAAAAAAAAAGAUGCACAUCUACAGUGACAUAAGACCUGAUGUUCUUUCUCUGUUGGACCAUGGCUGAUGGAAAAGUUUGUCUUGCAGUGGAAAGAAACUUUUCCUGUGAAUGUUCCUCAACUGGCUUCUACUGAGCAAAACACCAUCAAAAAAGGAGAAUGUGAAUAGUUUGUAUUUUGAAACAGUGUGUCAGGAACAGUUUUUUAAAAAAUCUUGUAUGUUUUUGCAAAUCCCUGCAAGUGUUGAAUUGGUUAACAUUUUACAUUUGCUUGAUUCAUAGUUUAUAAAAUAACUAGAAAAAUACUGGCAUUAAAGAAUCGUUGUUGGAUGGUGGAAAUCAGAUCCCUAACCAGUGGAAAGUGCUUUCUGGGUGGCUUGUACAUUCUCACCAAUUGUAUGCUAAUUUAUUGUGUUGUUGUUCCUUUGUGCUAUAGGCAGCACACUUGCCUUCUAUUUAUUUAAAUGUAAACAUUUCAAAGUCGGCCAUAUUCCUUCUGACAAAUUUCCUGUAAACGAGGAUUGCCUACCCUUUCCACCUCCCACCCUCUCCUCCCCGCCUUUAAGAAAACUUAUGAGAAAAUGUUUCAUUGUGAAGCAGAGGAAAAGAAACGUUUUCUGGUCCAAAGGAAAUGUUCAGUUAUGUUCAGGAAAAGAAAUUAUUCAUAUGAUGCUAUCUUAACAUUGAAAUUGCACAUUCAUGUUGGAUUGAGACUUUGAAAAUAACUUUUACAUACUUUUGUUUAACCCCCUUUGAAAUGUAUAAAAAGUUCAUUUACAGUUCUAAAUGUAAUGUUUUUAAGCAUUCUGCCUUUUUAGGACACAGUUUGUUUAAGCAAUAUGUUUGGGUCUUGUGGUCACUGUCUGUCACAAGUAGAGUGAGGGGUGAGAGGGUGGGAGGGUAAGAGUCAAUGUUGACAAGUUGUGGCAAAGGAAAUUAUACUUUUCAUUUUUUAAAAAAUGUAAAUAGAAAAGUUUUUAACGGUUUUAUAUAGAUUUCACUAUAAAUAAGCAUUUUAAGACUGACAAAUGUUGAACUGUACAUACAUAUAUCAGCAUAACUGCCCAAUUUUUUGGUGCUGAAGUACUGUAAGUAGAAUUCAUCAACAGUCUCCUAAUUUUUGCAUCUAUAUCUGGAAAAAAAAAACUGUGAUACUGUAGUUAAUAAAUCCCCACUAGAGUGACACUGAAGAUUUAAACACAAGCAUUCAUAGGUGCACUGAUCUCUGGUAGUUGUGAUUAUUUCUACUGGGUGAAAAUUACUUACCCAUAGAUGGAGCUGUUGGAUGUUAUUUUAUUGUACAAAUUCAUGUUUAAAAGACUUCGUGACUGUUUCUAGUUAAGUAAUUUUUUAACCUCUUGGGUCAUAGACUUCUUUGAAAAUCUAAUUACACUAUGAACUCUCUUACCAAAAAGAUACACAUGCCAGUAUACAUGUUAGAUUUUGCAUACAAUUUUAAGGGUUCAUGGGCCCCUAAACCUAUCCAUGUAUUCCAGGUUAAGCCCUCUGUUAUGGUCAAUCCAUUACUUACAGAUGUAAGUUUUUAUAAAAUAAAAUAUCUUUUAAAUAUUCGUGGAUCAGGUAACAAGAGCAAACUUGAAUAAAGUUAUUAUGUUCUACAUAUUCUGGCAGUGUAGCAUACCUGUGUCCCAUUGAGAAUUUAGCCUUAAUAUGUUUCAGCAACCAGAAUGGCAAAUGAAACUUCCGAAGUCUACAUUUUUUAAAAUUAAUGUAUAUAUAACAAAUUAUCAAAUGAAGGAUUUAAAUUUCUUUUUCUUUAAAGGUGUUAAUUUCAAGGAGAUCAUGAAUUUUCUAAUCUAUUCAACAAAUAUUAAUUAAGCAUCUUGUAUGUGCCAGGAACUACUCUAAGCGCCAGGGAUACUAUAGUGAAUAAACAAAAUCCUACACUUAGGGAGUUUACAAACUGGGCUUCCUGCUGAUGAAAUGGAUGCAAAGGCUGAAGGAAGGAGGAAAUGAGUGACUCUUAGGUUUCUUGAUUAAGUGGUUGGAUGGUGAUGCUGUGUGGAUCUCCAGCCAUCCUUUUACUGACUUAGCAUUGGAUCUAUUAGUAUUUCCUUUAUUUAAGUCCAUAGAUUAAAUGUAAUUUUAAGUCAUCCCUGUGAAACAUAUUCAGAGAUUUUGAUGCAAAUGCUACAAAAUUAUUAGAAUCCUAACAACUUAUAGGCAGUGAUAAGAAAAAUCCAUUUGGUUUAAAGUAAACUUUGAUAAAUGCUUAAUAUUGCAGAUGCAGUUGAUGGUGAACUUAGAGAACUUUUUUUUAAAAAAACAGCUUUUAAUUCACAUGUGAUUAAUUCACAUGCUGUACAAUUCACCCAUUUAAAGUGUGCAGUUCAGUGGUUUUUAGUAAAUUCACAGAGUUGGGCAACCAUCACUGCAAUAAAUUUUAGAACAUUUGUGUAACCCCCCAAAAAACCCUGUACCACUUAGCCAUCACCCCUGAACCCCACCCCCCCAGCACCUCAACCCUAGGCAACCACUAAACUACUUUCUGUCUCUAUGGGUUUGCCUAUUCUGGACAUUUCAUAUAAAUGAAAUCAUACAAUAUGUGGUCUUUUGUGACUGGCUUCUUUUGCUUAGCAUAGUAUUUUCAAGGUUCAUCCAUGUUGUAGCAUGUAUCAGUGCUCCAUUCCUUUUUAUGGCU
Messenger RNA from Diceros bicornis minor, 7040 nucleotides. RefSeq names its product EMSY transcriptional repressor, BRCA2 interacting (gene EMSY). Gene Ontology annotation, cellular component: nucleoplasm. Gene Ontology annotation, biological process: regulation of DNA-templated transcription. Bases 158 to 4171 code for a protein of 1337 amino acids. NCBI's taxonomy places the organism in Eukaryota, Metazoa, Chordata, Mammalia, Perissodactyla, Rhinocerotidae. The transcript is spliced from 22 exons. The record is from RefSeq and is a predicted model, not a curated record.